Messenger RNA from Stegostoma tigrinum, 2193 nucleotides. RefSeq lists its product as uncharacterized. NCBI's taxonomy places the organism in Eukaryota, Metazoa, Chordata, Chondrichthyes, Orectolobiformes, Stegostomatidae. The record is from RefSeq and is a predicted model, not a curated record. Bases 1 to 2193 code for a protein of 730 amino acids. The transcript has 6 exons.
AUGAGCAGGCUCCUGGAGAUCCUAUUGAACAAGGUGGUGCUGAUGCAGGACAUUAGCUUCACCUGGGACCAACAGCAGAGGCCACAAUACCUGGCCGUGCCAGACUGGUGCCAGCCUCCAGAACAGAUUGGUACCCAGCCUCCAGACCGCACUGGUACUCAGCUUCCAGAACACACUGGUACCCAGGCUUCAGACAGCACUGGUACCCAGCCUCCAGACCGAACCGGUACCCAGACUCCAGAACACACUGCUACCCGGCUCCAGAUCACACUGGCCGCACUGGUACCCAGCUUCCAGAACACACUGGUACCCAGCCUCGAGACCACACUGGUAAACAGCCUCCAGACUGCACUGGUACCCAGCCUCGAGAACGAACUGGUACACAGCCACCAGACUGUAGUGAUACCCAGCCUCCAGACCGGACUGGUACCCAGCCUCAAGACCGCACCUGAACCCAAACACCAGAACACACUGAUACGCAGCUGCCAGAACACACUGGUACCCAGCCUCCAGACCGCACUACCUCCACAAGCACUGGUACUCAGCCUCCAGAACACACUGAUACCCAGCCUCCAGACCGCACUAGUACCCAGCCACCAGACCGUACAGGUAUCCAGGCUCCAGAACACACUGGCACCCAGCCUCCAGAAUACACUGGUACCCAGCCGAGAACGCACUGGGACCCAGCCCCCUGAACACAUUAGUACCCAGCCUCCAGAACACACUAGUACGCAGCCUCCAGACCGCACUCCUAAUCAGCCUCCAGACCGCACUCCUAAUCAGCCCCCAGACCGCACUGGUACUCAACCUCCAGAACACACAGGUGCCCAGCCUCCAGAACACACUGGUAGUCAGCCUCUAGAACACACUGGUACACAGCCUCCAGACCGCACUGGUACUCAGCCUCCAACCGCACCAGUACCCAGCAUCCAGACCCCUCGUGACGGCACUGGUAGCCAGCAUCCAGACGGCACUGGUACCCAGCCUCCAGAACGAACAGGUGCCCAGCCUCCAGAACACGCUGGUACACAGCCUCCAGAACACACUGGUACCCAGCCUCGUGACGGCACUGGUAGCCAGCAUCCAGACCGCACUGGUACCCAGCCUCUAGAACGCACCGUUACCCAGCUUCCAGAACAUGCUGGUACACAGCCUCCAGAACACACUGGUGCCCAGCCUCUAGAACACACUGGUACACAGACUCCAGACCGCACUGGUAAUCAGCCUCCAGACCGCACUGGUACUCAGCCUCCAGACCGCACUGGUACUCAGCCUCCAGAACACACUGAUACCCAGCCUCCAGACCGCACCAGUACCCAGCCAACAGACCGUACAGGUAUCCAGGCUCCAGAACACACUGGCACCCAGCCUCCAGAAUACACUGGUACCCAGCCCGCAGAACGCACUGGGACCCAGCCCCCUGAACACAUUGGUACCCAGCCUCCAGAACACACUAGUACGCAGCCUCCAGACCGCACUCCUAAUCAGCCUCCAGACCGCACUCCUAAUCAGCCCCCAGACCGCACUGGUAGCCAGCAUCCAAACUGCACUGGUACCCAGCCUCUAGACCGCACCGUUUCCCAGCCUCCAGAACACACUGGUACUCAGCCUCCAGAACACACUGAUGCCCAGCCCCCAGAACACACUGGUACCCAGCCUCCAGACCGCACCAGUACCCAGCCUUCAGGCCGUACCGGUACCCAGCCUCGAGAACACACUAGUACACAGCAUCCGGACCGCACUGGUACUCAGCCUCCAGAUCACACUGGUAUCCAGCCUCCAGAAAGCACUGGUACCCAGCCUCCAGACCGCACUGGUAUCCAUUUCCCAGAACACACUGGUACACAGCCUCCAGACAGCACUGGUACCCAGCCUCCAGAUCGCACUGGUGCCCAGCCUCCAGGCCGCACUGGUAACCAGCCUCCAGAACACACUGGAACCCGGCCACCAGAACAGACUGGUACCCAGCCCAUAGACCGCACUGGUACCCAGUCUCCAGACCACACUGGUACCCAGCCUCCAGAGCGUGAUGGUACCCAUUUCCCAGAACACACUGGUACCCAGCCUCCAGAACACACGGGUACCCAGUUCCGAGACCACACUGGUACCCAGCCUCCAGGACACACUGGUACUCAGCCUCCAGACCGCACUGCCUCCAGAACACGCUGGUACCCAGCCACCAGACUGUACUGA